Molecule: messenger RNA, 648 nt
Organism: Canariomyces notabilis
Lineage: Eukaryota; Fungi; Ascomycota; Sordariomycetes; Sordariales; Chaetomiaceae
Product: pali-domain-containing protein
Exons: 3
Coding region: 1-648 (215 amino acids)
Cellular component (GO): growing cell tip; cell division site; plasma membrane
Source: RefSeq, a predicted model, not a curated record
AUGGCCGUAACAGGGUUCUUCCACCACUUCGGCACCUUCCUGCUCUUCUCGGCUACAAUACUACUCAUCAUCACUUGCAUCUCUGCUCCUGUUGUCGACGAGAUUGCCCUGUUCAAAGUUGACCUCUCAGGCCAACCCCACUCAUCCGUGUACUUUGGCACAUUCGGCUGGUGCUGGAAAGAUGUGCUUGGACGAUUUAACUGCUCCCCGUCACAGCUGGGCUACUCCCCGGCCGAGGUGAUGCGGGUCGCCGACGGCGGGGCCACCGAGUUCUCGGACUACGCCGAGGACUCGACGCGGUCGCUGACGCGGGCCAUGAUCCUGCACCCCAUCGCGUGCGGGCUCAACUUCAUCGCCUUCAUGCUCGCCCUGGGCGCCGGCACGGUGGGCUCGCUGCUGGCCAGCCUGGUGGCGCUGCUCGCCUUCCUCGCGACGGCGGUUGCCACGAUUAUCGAUUUUGUCCUCUUCAGCGUCGUCCGGUCUAAUGUCAACGACAACGGCACGGGUGCUAGUGCAUACUACUCCUCGGCUGCCUGGACGCUGCUUGUUAGUGCCAUCUGCUCGCUGCUCGGGGCGAUAGUGGUGUUUUUCACUUGCUGCUCGGCGAGGCUGCACCGCAGGAGGACGGCUCCGGCUAAGGGAUAUUAG